AUGAGUAAAGUUGUCAAAAAGGCGGACCGUAAAAAAUCGAUGACACGCGGCGAUAGCGCAAAAUCUGUCCGGAAACCAAGUCUGAACGUGGACAGAAAACAAAGCAUAAAGACGUCCGAAAGGAAAUCAAGUGCAGACCCUGAAAGAAAACAAAGCUUGAUGGCAGCAGAUAGAAAAUUAAGCAUAAAUUCAGAAGAGAGGAAUGCAUCGAUAGAUACCGGAACGCAACGGAAAACGUCGACGUUUGCCGAAAGACGUUCAUCGCUAGUCGCCGAUACUCGUAGAGGGUCGAUUCUAGAGCCGAUGGUUGGGCGUUCAGCGCUGAUAACGACGUCGGCACAAGGACAACGUCCGGUCAACAUAAAAUUAGAAAACACCUACAAGAAUCGGCCUGACAUAUUGGUCAGGAACGACGACAUCAAAAUAUGUAUAAAGGAAGUGUUCGAAGAGGAACUGCGAGAUAAAACUUACAAUCAGGACGAAUGCUGCAUCCUUUCCAAAAGGCUUGCAGAAAUGAUUAAACAGAGAGUGAAAUCGUUGGUACAGCGGUAUAAGAUCAUUACCGUAGUAGCCCUUGGUCAGCGAGAAGACUACGCCCCGUCUGUAGCGUUCACAAGUCGCUGCGUGUGGAACGCAAACUUCGACACAUUCUCGGAAUACACGUACAAGAACUCUUCGUUCUACGCUGUAGGACUCGUUUAUGUGUUGUAUGCGGAGUGA
This is a messenger RNA of Pecten maximus, 720 nucleotides long. Its product is annotated as tctex1 domain-containing protein 1-B-like. The record is from RefSeq and is a predicted model, not a curated record. Lineage: Eukaryota; Metazoa; Mollusca; Bivalvia; Pectinida; Pectinidae. Gene Ontology annotation, biological process: microtubule-based movement. Gene Ontology annotation, molecular function: dynein intermediate chain binding. The coding region runs from base 1 to 720 and encodes 239 amino acids. Gene Ontology annotation, cellular component: cytoplasm; cytoplasmic dynein complex. The transcript has a single exon.